UACUUCAGAGACUGUCACCUCACUGGACUUUUCCAUCUCUCGCCCCACCCGUUCAACUUUAGGGGUCAUCUAGUCCUGCUUCUUAGUUCUCCUAAUGAACAGCUGAAGCCAAGAUAGAUGAAAAGACUUGCCCAGGGUCGCACCGCUAUUGGAUGUCUGAAGCAGGAUAAGAACCCAGUACCUUCGGAGUUCAAGUGCGGCUCCCAAUACACUCCUCCUGGAGAAUGGGGAGAUGCUGAGAGACUACUUUUAACUUCUCGGCUGAGUGAAACUCCGCAUAGUAAGACAGGCCAUCCCGCCUCGAGAGCCUCUCUAAACGCGCGUCCAAAAGUCAGCAACAUCUCCAGGCUCGUGAGGAAAAAGUUGCAGGUUCAGAUGUACUACAUACAGCAUCUGCUCAUCAUUCAGCACUUCGUUCAUCUCCAGCUCUUCUGGAACCAUGGAAUCGCCAUCUAGUAUUUCCUUCUACUCCUCUUCCUCCCUCUCUUCUUCCUCUUCCCCCUCCGGGAUAGACAGUGCCCUCAGUGACUUUGGCUUUCCCUCUGACAGUGAGGGGGAGAGCAGGGGGGUUCAUGGGCCCAGGUCAGAGGCUGGUUGGCAGAGAGGAAGUCACCGGCUGGGCCCUCUUCGACGUUGCCGGCGCCCCCUGAGUUCCACUGGUCCUCAGGCUGCUGCUUGCCUGCAAGGAUCUGACUUGGCUUCUCCCAUGCCUGUGUCGGGAAUGAAAAGAUCAAGAGACAAUGAGGAGGAGACCUGUCAUAACAUCCAAAACCCUAGAACAGAGGGAGAUCGGCUCUUUGCUCAGAAGUGUAAAGAACUUCAAGGAUUCAUUCGCCCCCUCACAGACCUGUUGAAUGGGCUAAAGAUGGGCCGCUAUGAGAGAGGAUUAAGCAGUUUUCAACAAAGUGUGGCCAUGGACAGGAUUCAGCGAAUAGUAGGGGUCCUACAGAAACCUGAGAUGGGUGAGCGUUAUCUAGGGACCUUGCUACAAGUAGAGGGUAUGUUGAAGACCUGGUUCCCUCAUGUUGCCUCUCAGAGGGCAACUCCAGGGGAUGGGAAGCACAGGCUUCUCUCCAAGCGUUUGGCCAGCAGCCAGGCUAACCCAACUGGUCCCUCAGCUGAUCUUGCCAGAAAGAAUUUGAACCAGAUUCAGCUAAGACAUCUAGAUCAAGGAAAAGAGAAGUUGCAUUCUCAAGAACAAGAGUUGCCCCAACUCCUCCCAGAAUGGCCAGCCAUGAACUUGACAUGGAUCCACACGACCCCUAUUUGCAAUCCACCUCUCAGUUCACUUGGCUCAGCAGCCUUCAGUCAUGGUCUUUUGGGUCCUGGAGCAAGCUUUGGGUUUAUCCUCUUCCUUCAGCAUGGAGCACAAUCUUUUGCACGUUCAGCACCCACCACUCCUGUCCCCUAUUCUGCAGUGUCUUCUGUUGUCUGUGAUGGUCCAAAGAACAUCUCUGAAGAAGAGCCUCGCUGCUACAGUUUGCCAGUUUCUCUAUCAUCAACUCCACUGACCUCAGAGAGGAGCCAUUCCCUGUCCUCACCCUGUUUACCCACUGUGACCAGAGAGAAGACACCUAGAAUGGAUGAAAAACAAGCCCUUCAUUUCUGCUGAUGUCUUGUUCUCCCCUUCCUGACUACAGGACUAUCCUGUCUGCUCUGGUUCUUCUUGGUGUGUGUGUUUUGUUUUGUUUUUUAAUUUUUUGAAGUGUGUAUGUGCUGAGGGGAUAGAAAUCCUCUCUGAUUAAAAUAAUUUUGCACCUAAA
Messenger RNA from Monodelphis domestica (gray short-tailed opossum), 1763 nucleotides. RefSeq names its product circadian associated repressor of transcription (gene CIART). Gene Ontology annotation, biological process: negative regulation of DNA-templated transcription; circadian regulation of gene expression. Gene Ontology annotation, molecular function: RNA polymerase II cis-regulatory region sequence-specific DNA binding. Lineage: Eukaryota; Metazoa; Chordata; Mammalia; Didelphimorphia; Didelphidae. The record is from RefSeq and is a predicted model, not a curated record. Gene Ontology annotation, cellular component: nucleus.